Pseudopodoces humilis (Tibetan ground-tit) is the source of this 2873-nucleotide messenger RNA. RefSeq names its product microtubule associated protein 10 (gene MAP10). Gene Ontology annotation, cellular component: midbody; mitotic spindle pole; centrosome. The record is from RefSeq and is a predicted model, not a curated record. NCBI's taxonomy places the organism in Eukaryota, Metazoa, Chordata, Aves, Passeriformes, Paridae. Gene Ontology annotation, molecular function: microtubule binding. Gene Ontology annotation, biological process: positive regulation of cytokinesis; cytoplasmic microtubule organization; mitotic spindle midzone assembly.
AUGACGGGACACGGCACUGAGUGCCACAAUCUGGUGGAUAAUGGCCCCAUCCCGCGCCUGCUCCUGUCCCUGGAGAACUACAGUGGGCAACACACGACCAAGGUGUUCAGAGCCGAGGGCAGGGACACGACAGCUGCUGCUACAACACACCGGGCGCUUGUGAGCAAAUACCAGGGAGCACCUGGUUUCCGGGGGCUGCGACCGCUGCCCCCCACCCAGCCACCAGGGCAGGCGGCCAACCCGGUUCCUGGAGGCACUCAUGGCCCGCGCCAGGCAGCGGCUCCCGGGACGCGCCGCACGGGCAGCGGUGCUGCCGCGCGACUCUCGCGAGAGAGCGGCCCGCCUCGCCUGCACCCCCGCACAUCCUCGGGCCUCUCGCGAGAGCGGGCCCCGCGGGCCGGCAUGGAGGGACUGUUCGCGCUGGAGCUGCUGGUGGAGGCGCUGCGGAUGGCGGAGUCGGGGCCCGCGGAGCUCCCAGAGCCCGCGGAACACCCGGCCGUGGCGCUGCGCCUCUUGGACUUUCCCACCCUCGUUCUGCGCCCCGCCGCUGCCGCGCUGCCUCUGCGGCCGGGGCAGCUCUUCCCCUUCGGGCGCGGCAAGCGCUGCUUGUUCCGCUGGCGCCCGGACACGCUUUUCGCCGCGCUCCGCCGCCGCCCGCUCCGCGCCCUGCUCCUGGCGCUGCCCGCCGGGCUCGCCUCGGGACCCCCCCGCCUCCUCGGCAGCUGCGCCGUGUCCCUGGCCCCCGCCGCCGAGCUGCUGCAGCGGCCCGGGGCGCCCUCCUCCUGCGGUCGCCGCGGCCGCUUCGCUCUGCGGGACACCGCGGGCCGCCCCGUCGGGGAGCUGGUCCUGAGCUACCGCCUCAGCAGCCUGCGGGCCGGUGAGGCGAGUCCCCCCAGCCCCCGCGCUGCCACACCGCCUGCCAGCACCCCUGAACCGCGAGACGACGAGGAGGAGGAGAAGGAAGAGGAGGAGGAGGAAGAGGAGGACAGCGAGCAGCUGGAAGGCAAUGUGUUUUGCCCUCCGCUGCUCUACUACAGCCGUGAGCCGGCUGAGCCUCAGCGGAAGCCAGCAACAGUGGGGCAGUGGGAGCAUGUCGAGCCCCAGAGACCGCAGCAGAAGGACAAGGGCCACAGCCCACCACGUCCCAGUGCUGGGCCCUCGCUGCUGCACCCCGCCAGCCAGGGACAGCUCCACAACACCCUGGUGCAGCUGCCGCUACUCAGUGCCUUGCUGGCGGAGCUGUCGGUGCUCACACGCAGCGCUGUUCCUGCUGCUGUCCACCCCCAUCUUGCCUGGCCCUACCAAGCCCCGGAGAGUGGGGAUGCGGCCUCACGGUCCCCAAGUCGUUCCACUGCCGUCAAGCCUGCAGAGACACUUGUGGAGCCUGGCAGGAGCAGUGAAGUCACGAGCCCUCAGUUUAAACAGGGCUGUCAUAAGGCCAUCUCCCCAGGGUCUUCGGGGGUUGGGGGCAGACCCAAGAAAGCUGUGCCCCAGGGACAGCCAGCCUGUGAAAAGAACUGCAAAGUUAAGGAGAACAGACCUCCCAGAAAGAAAUUGUUGUAUGGGCUGACAAAUACACUGAGGCUACGACUGCAGCAGACCAACCCGGAUAAGCUGAUAAUUCAUGAAAGGAGGGAGCAGUACAGAAAAAAGCAAAUUGAGAUGCUGAGAGAGAGAAGCCCCUUAUCCAAGAGAAAGCUGGUCAGAAAUACUGAAGAACAGCAUGUGGUGUCUUGCAGACAUUGUAGCACGGGAGGCAGAUCAAAGCGGAAUAAUCAGUUGGAUAAAACUGUUCAGACUUCAUUAGAAAACAGUGCUCUCUCUGAGCCAAUUUCUGUUGCAGGAGAUGUGUCCCCUGGCCUGCAGAAACAAUCUAUUGAAAGUCUAUCCGGGAACAAUUCGACUGCAAGCGAGGAACAUCCUUACAAAAUAACUACAGCCCCCUUACCAGAGGAAAUUGUGUUAAAAUCUGCUCAUCAGGAAAAGUUUGCAAAAGCUCAAGUCCCAGCAGCAUUCCCAUCAGAUGCUAAUGCAAAAGGAAGUUACAAUGAUGCAAUACAGUUAAUCCAUCGUAAAACCAUGGAGCCUGAUGAUGUGUCUGUUGUAAGUGGUCAUAAACUAAGCCCCAGCAGGAGUGUUGAAAACAACUCUGAAUUCAUAUACUCUGAUGACUUCAUUGCUAGUCCGGAGAACACAGUUUAUUCAGAAGAUUUCACCAGUGCUGAGUGUACAGGCAGAGACUCAAAACUUCAUGACAGCAGUCCUGAACCUCUGUGGCUUGAAAGACCAAAGCAAGAUAGGUCAGAUACAGAGCCAGAAUCCAGCAGGUCCAGAAUUUCAAAGACAAGUCAAAGAGCUCAAAGUACUUCAGAUCUUGUGCCAGUUCCUUCAGCUUCAUCUCCAGUCCAGUCUUUGAGGAGAAACGGUGACUUUAAAACCAGCACAGGAACUAGUGCUGAAUCUGCUGAUUCACUUAACCUUGCUGAGAUGGAGGCAUCAUUAUUAGAUGAAGAGCAGAAAGCCCGAGAGAUGAGUAAGGAAGAGAACAGGGGUGAUCAACAUAUUAAAGAAAUUUCUACACUGAGAAGCAAACAAGUUAAAUCUGAUACUGAUCUGAAUAUAGGAAAGGGGCAGACCUCUACAGGACAAAAACAGUCAGUAACUCAAGUUAGCUCUUUCUUGCCAUCUAACAUGUCUGAUCUUGAACUUAGUGUCCUGGAAAACAGCAUGUCAGACAAAGAAGAUGAUUUUCUGGAAAAACUACAUGGUCCUAAUGAGUACAAAGACAUCAGUGAACUUGUAAUAAAAAAGCUCCCAGGAUAUACAAUGUAAUUAUAAGUUUUAACUGUCAGGAUUAAGAUACAAUAUUUAAA